UUUCGGCUCGUUAAAAAAUCGUACUUUUUUUUAACGGUUUCGGCAAAAUGUACAAAAUGAUACAGAAGAUACGCUGUUAUCCGGUGCAGAACAAAUAUAAUAAGUUCCGAUGGAGCAUGUUAGAUCGGUUGUCUCAGGAACAUUGUCCAACUACCUUCCGUUGUGCUCACGCACGUUUGUCACGGUACUUUGCAUGCGUAGCAUCAGUAGAAAAGUUACAACUAACAUUUUCAUGGGCUGUUAAUUCAUAAACAUGGGAUACACGGUAUGAUAAUCAGCAUCGUUUCAUUUCACUCUGGUAUCACAUUUGGGUCUAUUUGUAGAACAUUAAGCGUCAUGUUUAUUUAGUGCUGUUUCAUUCUCGACUAAUUUACAUUCGUUGCAUGUUGAUAUGUAUCAAAACGAAUACUAGGACGAAUGCAACUAAGUAUACGACAGAAAAUGUAUUAUUAUGAGCCCAUAUUGUCCCAGUGCUGGGCAAAGGCCUCCCUCUUAUUCUUCCACGUAUUCCUACCAUUGGAGGUCUCUGUCAACUCGUCCCGCCAUCUUCGACGAGUUCCACCGUGACGCCUCAUAAUUUGUGGGACUCAACGGGUGGCUGUUUUGGCCCACAGGUCAUCCGGCAUACGGCAGACGUGUCCUGGCCAGUCCCAUUUGAGUCCUUGUAUUAGUUAUAAAUGUAAGAUAAUAUUCCUCUGAGGUAAUAAGUGUAAUAAAUUGUACUAGUAGUACAAAAAGAUAUGUGAUUUAAAAACGAUAAAAGUAAAAUAGUUAUUUGCUAACAGUACAUUCGAAAGUAAAAUAUCAUUCCUGCAGGCCUAUUAACGAAUCCGUGCGCUUAUAACAAUUUUUUCGCAUACAUUUCGCUUCGAUCGACGAGAUUGCACCUUACACACGCGCUCGACGGAAAAUAAUUGAUCGCAAACUCGCCCAGUGGAAAGAAAAGUGGUCUAAUGUAAAUCAACUAGAAUACCAACACAUGUGAAGGCAUCGGCAAAAAAAAAUACACACACGGACUUGCAGAGGCAAGCACCGUGACCGUGGAUAAAAAUCAUCAGCAGUGCAUUCGAAGACCCAUUGACGAACUAACCACCGAUGAAGGUGGAGCGGAUCAAGGAGUCGUGACCCACAAAUGGAUUGGUGACUUUAGUGCUGAAGUGUAGUGACAUUGGUUCAAAAUGACUGCCAUAUUGUUGAUCGCUUGUAUGGUGGUGGCGCAAGCGGGAGCCGGUAUAGUUGAGUUGAACUGCAGUGAUAAUGCUACGUGUAUUGAGCAUAUGGCGAGGGAGUUUGUGAGGAGCAUGAGACAGCAGAGGGCGGUGAGGGUGUUCGACGCGCUGACGAUCGAGCCGGUGGCAAUGAAGGGGCUGCGGCAAGCGAGGUCGAGACAAGGAUUCCUGUCGAGGUUCCUGGAGAGUCACGCGUUCAGCUUCGACUGGAACGACUGGUCGUUUCGGUUGACCAAGCCUGAGGAGAGGAGCGGUGUCGUGGAUUUGGAAGUUUACGAGAGCAGAACUGCUAAAGAUGUUUCGGAGCAAGUGCCGAAGAAAUCCAACAGCAAGGUGGAAGAAGAAGAGGAUAAAACGCCAAAACGAACCGGCCUAAAAAGACGACAAAAGAAGAAGGUACUACAGGCAGUCAUCCCACUAAUGUUCGGCAUGAAGUCCGCCGGGGCGGUCAUAUUCUCCAUGGCUCUGGUCACUGCACUCACAUUGAAGGCCUACGUGGCUAGCAAGCUGGCUCUGAUGGUGACAGUUGGCAUGGCGAUCAAGAAGCUGUAUGAGACUUACGGUCAAGGCGUCGGUUUACAAAACCAUCCAUACCUUUACUCGCAAUACCCAAUCGAUUUCCCGAGCGCUUCAUCGCAGCACACAUACUCCGUCCCAGGGAUGAAUGCCCAAUUCGGCCCGGAGAUGUAUAAUCCAGCUUUAGCACCUCAUUCUCAUGAGCUGCUUCAGCAGAAUGAUGCAAGUGCACAGCAGUCCCAGCAACAGCCCACCUUACUCGUCAACUCCACCAGGGCGUCAGAAAGAUGGGAUGGUAAGUCUAAACUGCUUCAAUUCAUCGAACCAAUCGUCGAUGGCUUCAAGAAUCUCAUUGAUCCCAUUGCUAACGUCUUCUACGAUGCCAUGCCAGCUACUUUCCGUGGUCUCACAUCCGACGUUUCCACAACGAAGAGCAUCGAAGACGUGAAAGAAAAGGUCAAAAAACCUAGAGAAAUACUAGUGCCGCAACCAAGGAACAUUGCACAACGAAAGAUGACCUAUAAAAAAUCAAUGAGCCAAAGGCCUAAGAAAUAUAACGAAUUGAAACUCGACUUAGACAAAAUGAAACAUAAUAAAGAUUUCCACGAUUAUGUUAAAACCAAAAAGUAUAAAUAUAACUAUCCUAACACAUAUUACUAUCCUAGAGUAAAAUAUUUUGUGAACCCUCACUCAUUUUAUAGCAAAACCAAUAAUACUAGAUUAAUCCCGUACAAGAAAGAUACUUUGAAUACUAACAUUGUCAUUGACGUAUUGUCUACUUUCAAUGAAUCUAGUGAAUGGAAACCUAUUGUUGUCGCUAAUUUAGAUACUAAUAUUCCUAAUGAUAUUAAUCCUAUUUCUGAAAUAACUCCACUAGUUCCUUUAAAAAGAAAAAGGACUCGAGUAAAACGAGGUGUUAGUGAUACAUACACAAACUCUUUUCGUAAUUCAAGCAUCACUGUUGAAGGUAGGCAAUAUAACACAGCCAGGGGUUUUUUCGAUUAUAUUAGCAAUGUAUUUUCCAUGGAUUCGGUAUCACAACUUUUUAGAACGGAAUCUAAAGGUCCACCACACUAUUACUCGAUGGCGUAUGAUGCUCUCAUGCUAACUCUUGAAGUAGUAGAUGGCAUAAUGGGCGUAUCUGAUGAACUCGGUAAAUUUUACAUGUCACCAAAGAAAAAACAAAAGAAGAAGCACAAGAAAAAGAAAGUAGAAACACUAGAUGAUCAGAACAGGAAAAAACGAUACACCAGAAACAUUUUCACUAAGCAUUAAACUCCACAGCAUUUUUAUGUCGUGUUAUUUUAAAAGGGUGGUGGUUUUACGCAUUUAAUGUUGCAUUUAUUUUUUUAAAUAGGUACACGGGUACUAAAGGUUUGUAAAUAUCAAUGAAAAUGUAUAUAAUUAUGCUACUUUGAUCACUAUAUGAUGACAGUUUACAUGUAUUCUCUAACCUGAAGAUUGUUUCAUUCUGUUGUCAUUGUUACUGUGAUCUACGAGUAUAUUGUCUGAUAUUAUGUUUGAUCAGAUUUGUUAACAAAAUAGACAUGUAAACUUAUAAUUCAUAUUCCAGCAGGAUUGUUUUUUGAUAUUAACGUGUUUAUAUUUAAAGUAAUAACUGUGCGAAAAUCCUCUUAUAGCAUCAGCUUCCAGCCAAAAUGCCAGGUGCUGCGUUCGCCAUUACUUCCAACUUGUGUCGCAUAAAUCAAAUUUGGGACUAAUGUUUUGUGGGUUUCCUUGUCUAUAAUGUACCAGGAAGUUACUUAGACCGAAUGGUCUGCUUUUAGUGUUAUUUAAUGAAGAUUGAUUGAGCUGAAAAUUGAUUAUUCAAUUCAAUUCUUUCUUUAUUACAGAUAACAAAUGAUUC
This is a messenger RNA of Cydia pomonella (codling moth), 3612 nucleotides long. RefSeq lists its product as uncharacterized. The record is from RefSeq and is a predicted model, not a curated record. NCBI's taxonomy places the organism in Eukaryota, Metazoa, Arthropoda, Insecta, Lepidoptera, Tortricidae. The transcript is spliced from 4 exons. The coding region runs from base 1179 to 3020 and encodes 613 amino acids.